AAACGGGGACGAUGACCAGCGUAGUGCACUCGCAGCUGCACCAGGCGCGCGCCAAUGGCGCCGGGCCCCCGCGUCUCAUCACGCGCCUCAUCAGCUGCCAGAGCUUCGAGGAGACCGUCAGCGAGUACAACCGCACCGCCAAUGUCUACGACAAGACAUUCACAAACGACACGUACCAUGCGCCGCGCCUGGCAGCGGAGGCGGUGCUGCGGAUGUGCCCGGCAGACGGCCCCGUCCCCAGAAGCAAACUGAGGGUGAUGGACAUCGCGGCGGGUACCGGCCUCGUUGCCCAGAGGCUCUAUGACGCAGGCAUUACGCACCUGGAUGGCCUGGAACCGUCCAGCGAAAUGAUCGCCCUGGCGAAAGCACGCGGCAUAUACCAACGUUUGAUCAUGGACACGAUUGGCGAUCACAAGAUUGAUGUCGAGGACGAUAUCUAUGACGUCGUUGUAGUGGCGGGUGGCUUCGUGCCCGGACACUGUCCAGUCUCAUCUCUGGACGAUAUGAUUCGCAUCUGCAAGCCAGGAGGGUACGUCGUCAACACGAUGCGGCUAGAGUUUCUGGUGAUGUCGGAUGAGUACCAACAGCUUGAGUCGUUCAUGAAGCGUCAGGAGGAGCUGGGCAGAUGGCGCCGGGUGGAACGCUGCGUCAUAGACAGGUACUUCGAGGAUGCCAAGCAGGGCGUCACCUUCAUAUACCAGAAGUUGUAAGAGUGUGUAGGAAGAGACGCCGUGCACGUUUCUGCUUGUGUUUACGCGGGGCAUUAUGUCUAGCUCUGGGGCGAACAUACGGCUGAGAGAUCCAGUGUGCCGAGGAAGGUGCUAAUCUUUAAUAGAAUGCCAAGGAUUCAAUGGUAGUUAGAUGGAUGACUUAAUGCCUUGGCAAUGAUAUUGUUUUGUGUAAGCACUGCACCGUGUGCUAUUUUAAUGAAGAGCAUAUGCAAUACACGAUGACAAAG
Messenger RNA from Pollicipes pollicipes, 958 nucleotides. Its product is annotated as methyltransferase-like protein 27. The record is from RefSeq and is a predicted model, not a curated record. Bases 12 to 710 code for a protein of 232 amino acids. The transcript has 5 exons. Lineage: Eukaryota; Metazoa; Arthropoda; Thecostraca; Pollicipedomorpha; Pollicipedidae.